This is a messenger RNA of Periconia digitata, 1543 nucleotides long. The record is from the annotation of a GenBank genome assembly. NCBI's taxonomy places the organism in Eukaryota, Fungi, Ascomycota, Dothideomycetes, Pleosporales, Periconiaceae.
CCCGAAAGCUCUAUCAGUACAUGUAUUCUAAUUCAUGCUUACAGCUCCAGGAAGCCACGUUGAAAGAUUGUUUCACAGUGUGUCAAAUAAGAAAGAGCGGCUGCUUCCCUGUUCCAAACUCAGCAAGAACCAGUAAGGAAGUAUUAUAAAAUCUGUCGACCCCGCCAAUGGCUUCCAGCACUUUCUACGACGCAUUGACCGAGGUCGGACUCGCGCUCCUGCAUACGUGACUUUCCACACUUUGUUGUGGCGGUGGGACAAACACAGCGCGGGCUUAACGUCCCCUCUGCAGCCGUUGUUUACACCGCUUCACCUCGCCCUCUACCUCGAUUUUCCCACUCAUCCAUAUACCUUGCCGCACUGCCGCGUGGCUCUCGUCUUCAACUUCCCACCUCCACUCCAAUCUUCCUACCCAAUUCCUCGUCCGACAACGGUUCCCCAGCUACGGUGUUGAGAAAGCUGCACAAAAACCACGCGUUCGACGGCACCUGUCUUUUGUAUCUGGAUAUCAGCUUCCGGGGCGCCAGCUGGCUCUCAUAGCUCGAUGCCUUCAUCAACAAAUGAUAUCCAGCAAUGGGCCUCUACUAAAUUUCCGGCUGCAUUCUCCGCUUUGCCACCCCCCAAAGACCUCAAAUUUAAGGCAUACGACCGCAACAACUUUAUAUCUGGCCAAGAAAACGAAAAUAUUUCGGCGCUUGUUCUUAUAGGAAAACGUCGUGGGAAGGACACUUACGCCUGCUGCCGCAAAAAGAAGGUUCGGGUAACUGCCAUUCUGGUUGUUCAAGAAUCCGAAAAACUCAUUCAAAAAAAUGACUUGGAUAGCAUAGACUUAGCAAGUCCCUUUAAACUUGCUAUUGCUGAUAAAAAGUCGAACAGCGAGAGUAGAAAGCCACUCUAUGCUCUCAUAUUCUAUUAUCUGGUUGCAGGUGGACACUUGAGUUCCAAUCAUUUUAGACCAAACUUCGAGGAAGACUUCGGAGAGGCAUGUGCUCUGAUUUCCCAGAAGCAUCAAAUCAAGGUCAAGGUUGAAGAACAUGAAGGCUAUACGUUAGACGUUCUUCCAGCACCAUCGACAGACGCAGACAGCGACAUGCAUGGAAGGCCAUCAAAACGCGCCAAAACUCAGCAUGACUCCUACAACACCGACAUGGAGGUUGCAGCUCUUCAGUCCAUGGUUCAGAUUACAAGACAAAUAUCUGCAGAGCUGUCGAAGCUAAAAGAUGAGGUCAAACAGCUGUCUUCUGAGAAAAAGGGUUUGGAGAAUCGGCUUAAGAACAUCGAGAAAGAGAAUGCUGCCGUGAAGAUUCAAUACAAUCAGGCCGCUAACGAUAAGCACGUAUGGACUCGCAAAGCAAAGGAUGCCGAGGGCAAACUUGCUGCGAUGCAGCGUCGGUGCGAUCAUGCCAGUCUCCACAGCAAGUCGUGCGAAAAAAGAGCAGAAAAGGCAGAGAAAGCUCUCAAACAAGCCAAUGGAACGGUCUCAACGUUGCAGGGAAGAAUCAAAACAAUCCGAGAGGGCGCUGAGGCAUUGAAGAGGCUCUAA